UCCCGGAGAGGAGCCUGACCUCAGUGCGCUCAGCAUUCCUCACAUAGUGCUCUCCAUAGCGGAUACAUACAGUUACCUCAGCCUCCGUCUUCCUGGGCGGGAGGGAGGUCCAGCGCUCAGCACCGCACAGCCGGGGGCGGGAGGCGAGAAGUUCCAGCGGACACGUAGCGGCAGAAUGUGGGCACAUAGCGGCUCGGGGAGGACGGCCGGCGGGAUGCACUGAGGAAGUUGGCGGACUUGCUGGGCAGCGCAGGCAACAGGAGCCGCGGAGAUAACGAUGCUGUGUGUGAACUGAUCCCUGGCAUCCAGUUACUCGGGGACUUCUGGGGAGCGGCUGCCACGUUGCGCCCUGUUGUUGGGAUGUGGGUGUCAGGGGGCGCAGCGGGCUGAGGAUGGCAUCGGCUGUGUUUGAGGGCACCUCCCUGGUGAACAUGUUUGUGAAGGACUGCUGGGUGAACGGCAUCAGGAGGCUCAUCAUCAACCGCAGGGGGGACGAGGAGGAGUUCUUCGAGAUCCGGACGGAGUGGUCGGACAGGAACAUCCUCUAUCUGCACAGGAGCUACUCCGACCUGGGCCGCCUGUUCAGGAGACUUCUGGAGUCCUUCCCGGAGGACCGCGGGGAGCUGUCCCAGUGCUCUCUGCUGGAAGGGCUGAUCACAAUUAAAGAGUCUCAUGAAAUAGAGUCAAGACUCAAUGAAGUGGAGAAACUGUUGAAGACUGUUAUAAACAUGCCUUGUAAAUAUUCGAAGUCAGAGGUUGUCCUCACUUUCUUUGAGAGAUCUCCACUGGACCAGGUGUUGAAGAAUGACAAUGUUCACAAGAUCCAGCCAAGCUUCCAAAGUCCUAUAAAAAUCUCCGAAAUUAUGCGUUCCAAUGGAUUUUGUUUAGCGAACACAGAGACAAUAGUCAUCGACCACAGCCUCCCACAUGUGAAAGAUCCCGACUUGGAUGUAGACUCAACCGAUCAUUUAUUUGGAAAUGGAACAGAUUUUCCUCCAGAGGCAGAGGACACUGAUGACCCAACAGCUUAUGUUACGAAUUUGUCCUACUACCAUCUGGUUCCAUUCGAAACAGACAUUUUAGACUGAAGCGAUCAAGUACCUGCAAGGAUUUAUUAACCGUGGAGGUGAAAUCUCUUUGAGUGCUGCUAUCCCUGUGGCCUUCUACAAACUCUAAAAAGCACUGCUCUUAGCAAUUAGCGCACAGAUCUCAGCAAAUGGAACCACAGCAGAUUUACAGCAGGAGGCAGAAGAGCAUUGCUUGUUUCUACUAUCCACUUAACAAUACUCACCGAGCCUAUAGCCGCAUGAACAUAGGUUUUCCUAGUAUAGCGCAUGUUCAUCAUUUCAGUCCUGUUAAGUCGGUGCAAGAACAUCAAGGACCUAGACACCAGCAACCCUUCAUGUGUAUUGUUUCAUUUAUAUCAGAGCCAAUGAAGGAAACGAAGGCCUCCAAAGCACAAUUAAUACAAUGUGAUGGCUACAUAACUAGAGCAAUAGGGGAAAACGUUCCUCGACAGCUGAAAAUGUGCUAGAUUGUUUGGGGCGUACUUGUAUGUGUACUGGGGGUGCGAUGAAGACCACGCAAAAUGAUUGUGUAUGUUGACGAUGUAUAUUGUGAUACUGCAGCCAUCAGUAUGUUCAGAAUAUGCCAAGUGUAUGUGAGAUGGGAACGAGCGUCAGCCUCUGGUGGUAGACCUACAGCAUGUACAUCUCCACAGAAGGACCAUGUGCAGCAUGUUAAUUUGCUGGGAUGGAGCUACCUGCGAUGGGAAUAGACAUAUUUGCUGCAUUUCCUCCAAAAAAAUCUAACAUAUUUUUCUCAGCUCUGUGUCCCCACAGCGAGCACAGUCUGAUGUAAAUAAUAGUAAAUUAUUGAAAAUGCUAUUUCUUUUAUACAAUACUUUAAAAUCUAUUUUGUUGAAAUGGAAUAUUACUCACAAUAAAUAUAUUUAAUAUCUGCAGUGUAA
This is a messenger RNA of Bufo bufo (common toad), 1969 nucleotides long. RefSeq names its product PX domain containing 1 (gene PXDC1). Bases 393 to 1088 code for a protein of 231 amino acids. The record is from RefSeq and is a predicted model, not a curated record. The transcript is spliced from 5 exons. Lineage: Eukaryota; Metazoa; Chordata; Amphibia; Anura; Bufonidae. Gene Ontology annotation, molecular function: phosphatidylinositol binding.